CUGACACUAAUAAAACUCGUUGCUACAAACCUUUUCGUGUUUUUUGUUACAGUUAAAGUAAAAUGGGGUAAGGAGAUGUAUCCCGGUGUUGAAGUGAACACAGACGACGAUCCCGUUUUGUUCAAAGCACAGAUCUUUGCUCUCACAGGAGUUCAACCGGAAAGACAGAAAGUUGUAUGCAAAGGGGUCACUCUCAGGGAUGAUGCUUGGGGAAACUUCAAAUUAACAAAUAAUGCUCUAGUUCUGGUAAUGGGUAGUAAAGAGGAAGAUGUGCCGGCUGCUCCCGUUGAACAGACACGAUUUGUGGAAGACAUGAAUGAAUCGGAAUUAGCUACCGCUCUCGACCUCCCAGAAGGUCUCAUCAACUUAGGAAACACAUGCUAUAUGAACGCUACAGUACAAUGUCUGAAGACUGUUCCUGAAUUGAAAAAUGCAUUACUUAAUUAUGAUCCAACAUCAGGUGGAGGUACAGCGGGGGGUUUGACAUCGGCUUUGAGCGAAACAAUGAGGUCGCUGGAAGGUGGCGGGGCGGGGGCGUGUGCUGCGGCCGCGGCUCGGCUCCUACACGCUCUGCACGCCGCAGCGCCACGUCUGGCCGAGCGGGGAGCCGGCGGGCAACUGGCCCAGCAAGAUGCAUCGGAAUGCUGGACUGAGAUCAUACGAGCUCUUAGUAUGAGGCUGCAAUCCACACCUGAAACUCACAGCAAGCCAUUGAUAGAGCAGUACUUCGGUGGUACUCUGGAUGUAGAGUUAGUAUGCAGUGAGGCUGACGAGCCACCAACACGUUCUACGGAGACAUUCCUACAACUCUCCUGCUUCAUAUCACAGGAUGUCAAAUAUCUACAGUCCGGACUCAGAUCUAAAAUGUCUGAGCAAAUUACAAAAAUGUCAGAAACAUUGGGAAGGGAUGCUGUUUACACAAAAACUAGCAAGAUCAGUCGCUUACCCGCCUACUUGACGGUUCAGUUCGUGAGGUUCUACUAUAAAGAGAAGGAGUCCAUCAAUGCCAAAAUUCUCAAAGAUGUCAAAUUUCCCCUCGAGCUCGAUGUUUAUGAACUCUGCUCUACAGAACUACAAGAGCGUCUCACUCCGAUGAGGACCAAGUUUAAGGAACUCGAGGAAGCGUCAGUGGAGGCGGCUUUGAGCUCCAAGAAUAAAAAUCACGGAGACAGCAAAAAGGAAAUCAAGAGGAAGGCGACGCUGCCGUACUGGUUCGAGAAUGACGUUGGCAGCAACAACAGCGGCUACUACCGUCUCCAGGCUGUGUUGACUCAUCGCGGCCGUUCGUCCUCGUCGGGUCACUACGUGGCGUGGGUGGCGCGCGGGGACGGCUGGCUGAGGUGUGAUGACGACGCUGUGACACCAGUCACCGAGGAGGAGGUGCUCAAACUGAGCGGGGGAGGUGACUGGCACUGCGCGUAUCUCCUAUUAUACGGACCUAAGAUCCUGGAGUUAUCUCAAGAAGAAGAGAGUCCUGAACCGAUGAUUACAGACGACGCUUCCGGACCCGACCCGCCAACAGCGCUCGCUGUAUAA
Danaus chrysippus (African queen) is the source of this 1536-nucleotide messenger RNA. NCBI's taxonomy places the organism in Eukaryota, Metazoa, Arthropoda, Insecta, Lepidoptera, Nymphalidae. The record is from the annotation of a GenBank genome assembly.